Messenger RNA from Lathyrus oleraceus (garden pea), 618 nucleotides. RefSeq lists its product as uncharacterized. The record is from RefSeq and is a predicted model, not a curated record. The transcript has a single exon. NCBI's taxonomy places the organism in Eukaryota, Viridiplantae, Streptophyta, Magnoliopsida, Fabales, Fabaceae. Bases 1 to 618 code for a protein of 205 amino acids.
AUGGAGAAUUUUCUGAGAAGCAGAGAAUUGUGGAGUCUGGUGGAAGAUUGCAUUUCGGCGAUGUCGAUCGAAACAACACGGGCGAGUGAGGUGCAAAAUAAAUUGGUAGAAGAGGCGAAGUUGAAGGAUUUAAAGGUCAAGAGUUUCUUGUUCCAGUCCAUUGACAGAGAGAUUCUGGAAACUAUUCUUGACAAAGAUACCUCUAAGGCUAUCUGGGAAUCCAUGAAAAAGAAGUAUCAAGGCUCUACAAAGGUGAAAAGGGCGCAAUUGCAAGCUAUGAGAAGGGAGUUCGAAUUGCUAGCCACGAAAGAAGGAGAGAAGAUCGACAUUUUCCUAGGAAGAACCUUGACGGUGGUUAACAAGAUGAAGGUGAAUGGUGAAUCAAUGGAGCAGAGCACAAUCGUGAGCAAAAUUCUCAGAUCGCUAACCUCGAGAUUCAACUAUGUGGUGUGUUCAAUUGAGGAAUCGAAUGAUCUGAGCACGAUGAGUAUCGAUGAAUUACAUGGCAUCCUACUUGUCCAUGAGCAGCGAUUGAAUGGAUGUGUGCAAGAAGAGCUGGCACUAAAAGUGUAUCAAGAUGAAAAACCUAGUAGAGGAAGAGGUCGCGGAAUGUUCUGA